Phascolarctos cinereus (koala) is the source of this 5339-nucleotide messenger RNA. Lineage: Eukaryota; Metazoa; Chordata; Mammalia; Diprotodontia; Phascolarctidae. The record is from RefSeq and is a predicted model, not a curated record.
CAGAGAGUUUCCAGAACUGAGAAGUUUCCACCAAUGGUCCACAUUUCCAACUUGGAUAUCAUGGUUUGAAGGUUUGCAGACACUUCCUGGGAUUCAUGACUCACCUUUCCCUAAUGACCUCCCCAAAUCCUGGAGCCAACCCUAUUUUCCAAUGGCUGGAAUAAGAAUCCUUCUCUAAGAUCUACUGGUCAUAAUGGGGAAACGGAUUAAAUUUUGGGGACAGGAGAAGCGGUUAACCCGACGGAAGAGGCUCCAAUGGAGUCGAGUCCUUUUCCUUUUGGGCAUGGUACUCAUCGGCUCUACUUACCAGUUUUUGAGGAGCCAGUGGGCCCUGCCUACACUAUGGACAGCCAUGUAUUCCCAGCACCCUGUGAAAAUGGCCAGCCGGGACCUUCCUAACAGUGAAACAGUAACAUUGGACAGUGACCAUCAGAAAUCCAGUCUAGAAAUGGAAGGCAGUACUCUAAAUCCCCAAGUUACAGAAGACAGGGACAAGUUAACACUCCCAGCAACUGUGGCAAAGAAACUAAAUACACCCAGGAGAAUAGUGAAUAACUCUACUCCAGUGACUCCAGUGACACCUAGGAGAAGGAAGAAAAAUUAUACCUUAACAACAGGCAAGCAAAUAGUGAAGAACUAUACUCCAACCACAUUCAGUAGAAAUUUUCAGAACCCUACCUCAACUACACCUGAAAGAACUGAGGACUAUAUGAUUACCCCCAAGGCAACAAUGAAAAACAAUGACACAAUGACAACUAGGAAAACGGUGGAAAAGAAGCUUCUGGCUACCCCAGGGACCCCUAAAGAAAUAAUUGAGAACACCCCAACUAUUCUAAAAAGAAUAAUACAGAACACUGUCUCACCUUCUGCAACAAAAGUAGUGGAAAAAACAACUCCAAUUAUUCCUAAAAGGAUAAAGAAUACCUCAGCUGCCCCCAAGAGAGUAGUGGAAAAGAACACUCCAACUAGCCCCGAAAGAUUAUUAGAGACCACCCCAGCUUCCCCUAAGAGAGCAAUGGAAAAGAAAACCCCAACUAUCCCCAAGAGAGCAGGGGAGAAGAACACCCCAACUGCUCCUAAGACAGUAGAGGAGAAGAAGAAUUCAAAUGCUUCUAAGAGAAGAGAAGAGGAAAAUGUCCCAAGUGUUCCCCAAACAAUGAUGAAGAUAAGCACUAUGGUACCCAGCACAUCAGUGGAGAACAAUACUUCUCCUGGAUUGGGUAUCAUGAAUACUCCAACUAGAGCUAGAGUACUGACAACAAGAAUCUCCUCAACCAGGGUGAUGACGAAGAGAACCUCUACAGCCAGUCUCAGAGAAGGAGCACAUAGCACUACAUUAUCUGCCAUGGGUAUCAUUGCCCCUACCACCCAGAUCCGGCACUGUGUGUUUGUAGAACCUGUCCCAACAGUUCCUGCCAGCCUCUCCCCUUCAACAGGCAUGACUCCUUUCCUUCAUGAGGCUAGCCGUAGCUCCCCUGCAGCCCCUAAGCUGUUAGACUUUCACCCCAAGGCGGAAUACCCUCCAGACCUGUUCAGUAUAGAGGAGCGGAGGCAGGGUUGGGUGGUCCUACACCUCUUUGGAAUGAUAUAUGUGUUUGUGGCCUUGGCCAUUGUGUGUGAUGAAUACUUUGUCCCAGCUUUGGGGGUCAUCACCAAUAAGCUACAGAUCUCUGAGGAUGUGGCUGGAGCCACCUUCAUGGCAGCUGGUGGUUCUGCUCCUGAGCUCUUCACCUCACUCAUUGGAGUUUUCAUCUCCCACAGCAAUGUGGGCAUUGGCACAAUUGUGGGCUCUGCUGUGUUCAACAUCCUCUUUGUCAUUGGUACUUGUGCCCUAUUCUCCAGAGAAGUCCUCAACCUCACCUGGUGGCCCCUGUUCCGCGAUGUCUCCUUCUAUAUAUUUGACUUGAUGAUGCUUAUCCUCUUCUUCUUGGACAGCCUGAUCACCUGGUGGGAGAGCUUAAUGCUCCUCAUGGCCUAUGCCUUCUAUGUCUUUACCAUGAAAUGGAACCGAGAACUUGAAGUCUGGGUCAAAGAACAGCUCAACAGGAGAACAAUGGCUAAGAUUAUGGUUGGGACAGGCCUCAGCAAGACAGGCAAUGGGGACAUAGCUGUGGAUGACCAGGAAGAUAGCAACAAAUCGAAGCUCCCGUCCACUCUGACCCGAGGAAGCAGUGCAGCCUCGCUACACAACAGCACCAUUCGCAGCACCAUCUACCAGCUCAUGCUGCACACUCUGGACCCCCUAGGGGAAGUAGAAGAACCUGCAGAGCCCGAUGAGCUCCCAUCAGUCAAAGUUUCUCCAGCCUCUGCUGUGCACACUGCCAAAGAUCAUGAUGAGCCAACCCCUGAUGGGCAGGAGGACCCAGAUACUGGAGCAGAUGAUAAAGGUGAAGGUGAAGGUGAAGGUGAAGUUCUAGGUAAAAAUGAAGAUGAUUCUGAGGUUGAAACUAGAGGUGUAGAGGAAGUUGAAAACCAAGCAGGAGAAAAUAAUGAAGAUGAAGAUCAAGAUGAAAGCAAAGGUGAAGAUGAACCUAAAGAUCAGGACAAAGAUGAAAGUCAAGGUGAAGGUAAAGGUGAAGGUGAAGGUGAAGAUGACUCUGAGGAUGAAACUGGAGUUCUAGAGGAAGCUGAAAACCAAGCAGUAAAAAAUAGUGAAGUUGAAGGUGAAACUAAAACUGAAGAUGAACCAGGAGGUCCAGACAAAGAUGAAACUCAAGGUGAAGAUGAAGGUGAAACUCAAAGGGCCAAUGAUGAUGAAAUUGAAGGGGAAGGUGAAACUCAAGGUCAAGGUACAGAGGAAGGUGAUGAGAAGGGUGAAAAAGACCAUGGAGAGGGAAGUGCAGGGGAAGGUGCAGAAAGAGAUGAAGAAGGUAGUGAAGGUGGAGAAGGUGAAGAAGAAGGUGACAAAAAGGGUGAAGAAGACAAUAGAGAGGGAGGUGCAGGAGAAGGAGAAGAAAAAGAUGAAGAAGGUGAUGAGAAGGGUGAAGAAGACCAUGGAGAGGGAGGUGAAGAAAAAGAUGAAGAAGGUGGAGAAGGUGAAGAAGGUAAUGAAAAGGGUGAAGACCAUGAAGAGGGAGGUGCAAGGGAUGGCAAAGAAAGAGAUGAAGAAGGUGGAGAAGGUGAAGAAGAAGGUACAGGAGGAAGGACAGAGGCAGGUGCUGAGGAAGGUAAAGAAGGAGGUGGAGAAGGGAGAGAAGAUGAAGAAGAAGGUGGAAAAGAAGAUAUAAAGGAAGGUGAAGAAGAAGGUGGAGAAGGUGAAGAAGAAGGUGAUGAUGACAGUGAAGAUGAGGAUGAGGAAGAAGAUGAAGAGGAAGAUGAAGAAGAAACUGAGGAGCCUCUGUCACUAGAAUGGCCUGAAACAAGGAGUAAACAGGCCAUUUACCUCUUCCUUUUACCCAUCAUUUUCCCCCUGUGGCUGACAGUUCCAGAUGUCAGGAAACCGGAAUCUAGGAAGUUCUUUGUGAUCACAUUUCUGGGCUCCAUCCUGUGGAUAGCCAUGUUCUCAUACCUCAUGGUGUGGUGGGCUCACCAGGUUGGUGAAACAAUUGGGAUUUCUGAAGAGAUUAUGGGCUUGACAAUCCUAGCAGCAGGCACCUCAAUUCCUGACCUCAUUACAAGUGUUAUUGUUGCAAGGAAAGGCCUAGGAGACAUGGCUGUGUCCAGCUCAGUGGGCAGCAACAUAUUUGACAUCACUGUUGGUUUGCCAGUUCCUUGGUUACUCUUCUCUGUCUUCAAUGAGUUACGGCCUGUUCCAGUGAGCAGCAAUGGCUUGUUCUGUGCAAUUGUUUUGCUCCUUCUCAUGCUCCUGUUUGUGAUCUCUUCAAUAGCAUCCUGUAGAUGGAGAAUGAACAAAAUCCUAGGGUUUACCAUGUUUCUCCUUUACUUCAUAUUCUUGAUUGUCAGUGUAAUGUUAGAAGAUCGAAUCAUAUCCUGUCCCAUCUCUGUCUGAGUCAGUCUCGAGGCUGCCAUUGAAUGAAGAGCAAAUGAACAUGUGAUGUUCCUCUGUGACUCACUGUGUUUCCCCAAGGAUGAAUUCCACCCAUGGCGUUGUUGCUUGAGAGGGUGGCUGGGAGUUUUGACAGUAAGCGAUGUCAGGAACCAAAGGCCUGAUGGUGACUUGGUUUCAUACUUGGUUGACGGAAUAUUCUUCCCUGAAGGGCUCUCCCCCAGACCUCAUGCUCCAGUGUAGUGUACACACUAAUGCUAUACAGGUGUAAUUGAAACUAGAGAACUAUUUUUUUAAAUGAGGGGUAGGUGAAAGGGGCUAUUGAAGAUAGCCUUCACCAUUACACUAUUCCCUGGCCAUAUCUGAGGAACCCCUGAAGCCUCCUAAUUUCACAAAUCUUCUUUAGGCUAUAAAUCAGAUUGGUCAAGCCAGUGGACAUGGUUUCUAUAUCUCCUUCUCUGAGCAAAUAUUGUGCUCUGCUUUCUCCUCUUACCACAUUUUCUUGAAUAAGGUGCCCAUCAAGUUUAUAGUCAAAUUAUUUUUUUGUGAAUUUAGGUAAAGGUCACUAGUAGGAAGAAGCAUUAUGAGAAGCAAACACUGUUCACCAGUAUCAGUUCAUCUUAAAUGAUACUGACUUUGAGCAUUUGGACAGUCUUUUUCUAAAAAUGAAGGUGUGUGAGGUAGAGUUCCCCACAUGUAGCAAUAAUUUCUAGCUUAGAAGGGGAAAAGUUUAAGCUCCUAAGAGUAUGAGCACUUUAAAAAAGAGGAAGGAGCAGGACUAAUGAAAAGUUCUGAUUUUCUCUCACAUUAGGAGUGCUGGGAGUGAGGCAAAUAUUGGAGAGGAAGAAAACAAAGUAAGACAAUGACUUUAAAAGCAAAUGUAAUAGAAUUUAUGCAUCCAAAUGAGUGAUGUUCUCUUUGAAGUAGUCCCUUGGGAAGCAAUACACUUAUUCUAACUGUUGCCAUUUGCUGAAAACAGUUCCGGGACUUUUCUUUUGGCAACAUCUAAAGCCCCAACACAUCUUUUGAAUAUCCUGAGUGGUGGCAAAUCUUUGUCCUUUGGGGAUGGAUUUGAUUUUUGGAAACAAUCACUGGAACCACUUUGGGCAAUCAAAUUUGGAACAUUGUUUUUUAGUUUUUAAAGAACAAAAUAAAGAAACAAAAACAUUCAAGGUGUGACUAUGAAGAACUGAGAUGGCUUUUUGGCUUGUAAACUGGCUCUGAAAGGAAAAACAGGAGUCUUUCAAAGUGCUUUGGGCAGCAUCCUUAGAAUAUAUAACAUAUAACCUCACAAGGUUAUUAGUUUGAUGGGGGUGGUAUUUAUUUGGCUAUAUGAGCUCUGAUAUGGUCAAGAAAGUACCACUUUUUUUUUUUGUGAGGCGAUUGGGGUUAA